CCUACUUUAGCGUCAACAUUGGGCAACGCACGCUUGUCGAAUUUUUAGUUUGCGCUGUUUGGCAUUCGCCGGUAUUUGCUGAACACACACCAUGGAUGCCGACUUGUAUGACGAGUUCGGCAAUUACAUAGGACCGGAGCUUGAAAGCGAUUCAGACGACGAUGAAACAGAUCGGUACGAGCGCCAAGAUGCUGAUGCUCAAGAGAUGCAAGAGGAUGAUGAUAUGGAUGGCGGCAGAGAUGACGACGACAUGGGAGACAUGCAGGUUGUGUUGCAUGAAGAUAAAAAGUACUACCCUUCUGCAGUGGAAGUGUAUGGACCUGAUGUUGAAACAAUUGUGCAAGAAGAAGACGCCCAACCAUUGACAGAGCCCAUCAUUGCUCCCAUAAAGCACCGAAAGUUUUCCUUUGUGGAGCAGGACCUGCCCUUGACAACCUACGAUCUUGAGUUCCUGACUGAUCUGAUGGACAACUCUGAGCUGAUACGCAACGUGGCUCUUGUUGGGCACCUUCAUCAUGGCAAGACUUCAUUUGUUGACUGCCUGAUAGAGCAAACUCAUCCUCACUUGCGAGCAAAGGAGUGCAAAAAUCUCAGGUACACUGACACACUGUACACAGAGCAAGAGAGAGGAGUGAGCAUCAAAGCCAGCCCUGUCACACUUCUGCUGCAAGACCUCAAACAGAAAUCUUUUAUUUUGAAUGUCUUUGACACACCAGGUCAUGUCAAUUUUUCUGAUGAGGUGACUGCAGCUAUCAGGCUGUGUGAUGGUGUUGUGAUCUUCAUUGAUGCAGCUGAAGGAGUCUGUCUAAACACAGAACAGCUGCUCAAGCAUGCUGUCCAAGAGAAGUUGGCCAUCUGCAUUUGCAUCAACAAGAUUGACAGGCUCAUGCUUGAGCUAAAAUUGCCGCCCCAAGAUGCCUAUUACAAGCUGAGAAACGUCAUUGAUGAGAUCAAUUCUUUGAUCACGCUAUACUCUGAGGACCCUGAACAGCAGCAGGUGUCACCACUUUUGGGCAAUGUUUGCUUUGCCAGCUCUCUCUACAGCCUCUGCUUCACACUGCGUUCAUUUGCCUGCAUGUACUCACAAACCUUUGGUGGAGUGAAUGUUACAGAAUUUGCAAGGCGGCUCUGGGGAGACAUCUACUUCAGCAACAAAACACGGAAGUUUACAAGGAAGCCCCCUCACAGCUCAGCACAGAGGAGCUUUGUGGAGUUCAUUCUGGAGCCUCUGUACAAGCUUUUUGCACAGGUGGUUGGUGAUGUGGAUGAGUGUCUGCCCAAGCUCCUUGAUGAGUUGGGAGUCAAGCUGUCCAAGACGGAGAUGAAGCUGAAUGUCAGACCUUUGCUGCGUCUCAUCUGCUCUCGUUUCGUUGGGGAAUUUGCUGGCUUUGUUGACAUGUGUGUCAAUCAUGUGCCGUCACCUGCUCACGUCACUCGAGAGAAGAUUGAAUGCAUCUAUACGGGCCCUCUGGAAUCCGAGCUUGGGGAGGCCAUGCUUAAGUGUGACCCUGAGGGCCCACUGAUUGUGCACACCACGAAGCAAUACUCAACUCAGGAUGCCACAAGUUUUCAUGUGUUUGGACGUGUAAUGAGUGGCACGCUUAACGCCAAUCAAGAUGUGCGCAUUCUUGGUGAGAAUUAUACAUCCACGGAUGAAGAGGACUCCCGUGUGUUAGCUGUUGGCAGACUCUGGGUCCAUGAAUCAAGGUACAAGGUCGAAGUGAACAGGGUUCCAGCUGGCAACUGGGUGCUCAUGGAAGGCAUCGACCAACCAGUGGUGAAGACCUCAACCAUAGUAGACAUUGGCAUUCAAGAGGAGCUUUUCAUCUUUCAUCCCUUACGCUUCUGCACGCAUUCUGUCAUCAAAAUUGCUGUGGAGCCUGUGAACCCAUCCGAGCUGCCGAAAAUGCUGGACGGUUUACGGAAAGUCAACAAAUCAUAUCCCCUUGUGAACACCAAGGUGGAAGAAUCUGGUGAACAUGUCAUCUUCGGAACAGGAGAACUGUAUCUCGACUGUGUGAUGCACGACUUGAGGAAGAUGUAUUCAGAAAUUGAUAUCAAGGUUGCUGACCCAGUAGUCUGCUUCUGUGAGACAGUUGUGGAAACUUCAUCGUUGAAGUGUUUUGCAGAAACUCCUAACAAAAAGAACAAAAUCACCAUGAUUGCUGAGCCGCUGGAAAAGGGCUUGGCAGAGGACAUUGAGAAUGAGGUGGUGCAGAUCACGUGGAACCGGAAGCGCCUAGGAGAAUUUUUCCAGACAAAAUAUGACUGGGAUCUGCUUGCAGCUCGUUCCAUCUGGGCAUUUGGACCUGAUGCUACAGGCCCCAAUAUUCUUGUGGAUGACACCUUGCCCUCUGAGGUUGACAAAGGGCUUCUCAGUAUGGUGAAAGACAGCAUCGUCCAAGGUUUUCAGUGGGCCACACGAGAAGGGCCCCUUUGUGAAGAACCCAUCCGUAACUGCAAGUUCAAGAUCUUGGAUGCUGUAAUAGCAAAUGAGCCAAUUCACCGUGGGGGUGGCCAGAUCAUCCCAACGGCUCGACGUGUGGCAUAUUCUGCAUUCUUGAUGGCUACUCCACGACUCAUGGAGCCGUAUUACUUUGUGGAAGUGCAGGCCCCUGCUGACUGCGUCUCGGCUGUCUACACAGUUCUUGCUAGGAGGAGAGGUCACGUCACACAAGAUGCGCCUGUCCCUGGGUCUCCACUAUACACAAUCAAGGCUUUCAUUCCAGCCAUUGACUCAUUUGGGUUUGAGACUGACCUCCGGACACACACCCAAGGCCAAGCCUUCUGCCUCUCGAUGUUUCAUCAUUGGCAGAUUGUGCCUGGUGAUCCCUUGGACAAAAGUAUUGUGAUCCGUCCCCUUGAGCCGCAACCAGCUCCUCACCUUGCAAGAGAGUUCAUGAUCAAGACACGCAGGAGGAAGGGGCUGAGUGAGGAUGUCAGCAUCAACAAGUUCUUCGACGACCCUAUGUUGCUGGAGCUUGCAAGGCAGGAUGUCAUGCUGUCGUACCCAUUGUAAACUACCAGAAUAUUAUGUGUAUAGUUUCCUUUUCUCAUCAGUUUCACAGAAUAAAUGCAUCAUCUUUCCAUACUUUGUAUGGGACACUUGA
Messenger RNA from Dermacentor andersoni, 3110 nucleotides. RefSeq names its product 116 kDa U5 small nuclear ribonucleoprotein component. Gene Ontology annotation, cellular component: cytosol; U2-type catalytic step 2 spliceosome; U4/U6 x U5 tri-snRNP complex. Gene Ontology annotation, molecular function: U5 snRNA binding; GTP binding; GTPase activity. Lineage: Eukaryota; Metazoa; Arthropoda; Arachnida; Ixodida; Ixodidae. The record is from RefSeq and is a predicted model, not a curated record. Gene Ontology annotation, biological process: mRNA splicing, via spliceosome.